UGAAUGGCAUAUUCACAGCUGUUUGAUAUUUGUUUGGCCUCUAUGCAUCAGCUCACAAAUUGUUAAUGGCCACCGAAGCACAGUGCUCAAGCCCAUCAAAUGACCCCACAGAUGAUAAUAAUGGAUUGCUAUCGGCGACCGUGAUUGCCGGUCUCAAGAACUUGGGUACCACAUUAUCAGCGGUCAUCAGUAAAACACUAAUUGCCAACUCUCUGAAGUUGACGCUCCAUCCAGAUGCAAUUAUAGCACCAGUGCCCGAAAUAUACGCAACGAACGCAGCCAGCGCCAAACAGAGCGAAUAUGCUGUAGUCACGCUCUACUCUGUCGCCACCAAGCACGGCUGGAGCAGUAUUACGCUGCGGCAGCAACUGGAAGCACUGGACCUGAAUGCCAGUGCCGUGGAUGAACUAACCCGGGUCUAUGAGGACAAUCGAAAGGAUCUGGUACUGCGCCAAUUGCAGUUGGGCCACAAUUUCCCGCACAUCACCGACGUGCAAUGGCGCAUCGUGUGCGACGUGAAGUCCUCGACGUCGGACCGCAGCAGCGGUGUGCCACAUUUCAACAUCAAUUUGGGUCACUAUCGCCAGAGUAGCGGUGAGCGGGUCACCGACGUGGAGUUCGUGUGCAAUGCCGAGGAGCUGCAGUCGCUGGUCAAUCGGCUGAAGGACAUCGAACGACACUGCAAUCAAGUGGCCAUCACUUAGA
This is a messenger RNA of Drosophila navojoa, 705 nucleotides long. Its product is annotated as COMM domain-containing protein 3. The record is from RefSeq and is a predicted model, not a curated record. NCBI's taxonomy places the organism in Eukaryota, Metazoa, Arthropoda, Insecta, Diptera, Drosophilidae. Gene Ontology annotation, biological process: sodium ion transport.